AUGGCCGCUGUACCUACUACUGGUCCUCGCGGCAUGGGCCUCGAUUGGGGUGGCACAGGACGCCGCCGCGCUCAAGGCCAUCGGCUCGCUUCCAAGCUGCGCGUCAAGGAGAGUUUGACCACCAAGAACGUAACUUCAGCUCUCUGCGACGUGCCUGUUCGCUCAGAAAUUACCCAUUUACGCGUGGCAAACAUCGUAUUGGCCGUAGUGACAGGCUCCUGCAUCAUCUUACGCUUUAGUUACCACAUGUUUUUCCACGUCAAUGGGCUUAAUUGGGACGACUUCCUCGUGCUAGCUACGGUGGUUCUAGCCGUACCAUCUGUCGUUAUUGUCGACAGGUGUAUGCUUCCGAAUGGCAUCGGUAUCGACAUUUGGAACGUCCCAUUCGACCACAUCGACAACUUUAUACGAUGGCUAUACGUCGUCACUCUACUAUACCUCCUCCAGGCUGCCUUGGUCAAGAUUACGCUCCUUUCCUUCUUCCUACGGAUAUUCCUCAGACGGCGAACAGUACAGCUUUUUGUCACAGUAGUCUCCAUCCUCCGCCUGAAAUCGCUCUUUUUCUUCGACGGCGACAACAACUAUACAUGGAAGCAAGCGAAAGUCGUCCUGUGGUCCAUGUACGAGCUCCACGUCGGAGUAAUAUGCGCCUGCAUCCCGACUCUCCGCCUGAUCUUCAUCCGCGCAAUCCCUUCAGUCAUCAGCUCGAUACAAGGAAGCACCCAGCGAAGCAGCGCGAACGGAAACGGCAGUAGAAGAAGUCGUGGCACAACUCAGAAUCUAGACACGUUGAGAAGUGACAGAGGUGGGAAAGAAGGCCUGGCCGUUGAACCCAACACGAUUACAUACACCAGGACCUUUGCAGUCCGGCACGAGGAAAACGACGAGGAGGUCGAACUUGUCCACAUGGAGGAUUUAAGUGAAAAGACGUCGAGAGAACGAGGUGGUAGCUAUGCUAGUGAGCUGAGCUUAUAG
Messenger RNA from Alternaria viburni, 975 nucleotides. RefSeq lists its product as uncharacterized. The record is from RefSeq and is a predicted model, not a curated record. The coding region runs from base 1 to 975 and encodes 324 amino acids. The transcript has 4 exons. NCBI's taxonomy places the organism in Eukaryota, Fungi, Ascomycota, Dothideomycetes, Pleosporales, Pleosporaceae.